Molecule: messenger RNA, 174 nt
Organism: Anisakis simplex (herring worm)
Lineage: Eukaryota; Metazoa; Nematoda; Chromadorea; Rhabditida; Anisakidae
Source: the annotation of a GenBank genome assembly
AUGUUUCGACCAGGUGGUUCACAUUCUAAGAUGGUCAACGGUAACGAUGAAAAAAAGGAUGAUUAUUAUGAGAUUCUGGGUGUUCCAAAGAAUGCCACUGAGCAACAAAUUAAAAACAGCUACCGCAAACUGGCGCUGAAAUAUCAUCCUGAUCGUAAUCCUGGUGAUCAAAAA